AUGAUUUUAUUAAUAAAUACAACUGAUGGUAUACAUAGUUAUUCUAUUGAAUAUGAUCAAACAACAUUAACAUUAAAAAUACAUAAUGAUGAUGAUGAUUUAAUAAAUAAUGAUGAACAAUCAAUAAUAAGUGAUAAGGAUGAAAAUUUAGAAAUUGAAUGUGAUGAUAAUAAUGAUCUUAAUGAUGAAUAUCAAAAGAAAGAACAAUAUUCAAAUAAAAUAUUAAAACGAAUAUAUAAUAAUCAAGAAGAUAAUAAUAUUGAUAUUCUAGCAGAUAGACAAUUAAUUAGAAACGUUGAAAAAUGUGUUCAUAUUAUAGGUACAGAUAUAAUUUAUGUCUGGAUCGGUGAUGAUGGUGUUAAAAAGUUUAAAAUCAGUUGAUUUAGAUUUUAUGCUGAUCCAUUUGAUGUUGAUUUUUCAACAUUAAUUGAAUGUAGUCUUUGUCAACGUAAUUUAAAUUCAUCAACAUGA
Messenger RNA from Rotaria sp. Silwood1, 471 nucleotides. The record is from the annotation of a GenBank genome assembly. NCBI's taxonomy places the organism in Eukaryota, Metazoa, Rotifera, Eurotatoria, Philodinida, Philodinidae.